AUGGAUUCGUCAUCUGAUGUAACAACAAUUGAUCAUCAUGGUUUUGAACAAUAUUAUGAAGAUUUUAAAGAGUAUAUUACAGGUGAUCUGAAAGAUUUACCAUUAUCAAUUACUGGAAAACCUACACUUAUUCAAGCUAUGAAAACAGUGGAUCCAAAAUUUCGUGUUCCAUCUCGACGGUCAAUCACAUCUGAUUAUUUACCAAAAUUACAUGAACAGAUUAUCAACAAAUUAAAAACUACAUGCUCAUCAGCUGAUUUUCUUUAA
Molecule: messenger RNA, 267 nt
Organism: Rotaria sordida
Lineage: Eukaryota; Metazoa; Rotifera; Eurotatoria; Philodinida; Philodinidae
Source: the annotation of a GenBank genome assembly